Molecule: messenger RNA, 750 nt
Organism: Suillus subalutaceus
Lineage: Eukaryota; Fungi; Basidiomycota; Agaricomycetes; Boletales; Suillaceae
Exons: 8
Coding region: 1-750 (249 amino acids)
Source: RefSeq, a predicted model, not a curated record
AUGCCUCAACCAAACCCGCAAGUGUCAACGGCACAAGUCCUACAGGAAAUUCUUGUCGAUCUCGACAGUUUGGAACAUUGUGUUCACGAGAGAAUCUCGGAGGCCCGCAGGCAUUUUCUAGAGUGUCUUGCCAAUUGCCAGCCAAACGUCACAAUGGGAAGCAAUGAGCACUACAUUAUUGCACCUUUCGAGACUUUGCUCGACCCUUCACUCGACCCGGCAUUCAGUGGAUCACUGCAAGAGGGUACAGGUUCUGCCCCCCAAGGCCUAUUAUUACCUCCUCAGCGCCAGGACCUAAUUGUUGGCAAUGCCCCCAUGAUCACUGACGACGAACCCAUUGCCCGACCUGUUCAAGACGCCGACGAUGGACUCUUUGCUCAACCUGUCCAAAGCCACUUUAAUAUAGAGGUAGGGUCGGACCUAAUCGCCAGCAACGCCCCCAUGAUUGCCGACGAUGAACCUGUUGCUCAACCUGUCCAAGACCUCAAUUUCGACGAUGCCCUCAUGAUCGCGGACGAUGGACCUGUUUCUCAACAUGUCCAAGAUUUCUCCGGCAUGGGCUUUCAGCAGGCCCAAUCAAACUCCCCAGCCAAGCCAAGAGUAAAGUGCUCCGAGUGCUGUGCAAUCUUCAACAAGGAUAACUGGAGACGCCACCUCAAUGAGGUACAUGGGGCGAAGCCCAAGACCAGUUGCGACCGUUGUGGAAAGAGUUUCAAGCGCAAGUCUAGCCAUAAAUGCAAAAGUUCCUAG